Paramuricea clavata is the source of this 306-nucleotide messenger RNA. The record is from the annotation of a GenBank genome assembly. Lineage: Eukaryota; Metazoa; Cnidaria; Anthozoa; Malacalcyonacea; Plexauridae.
AUGCCACCGAAAAAGUCUUCUCAACAAUCUGGCGAUGGCGCCUCUGGAACAAGUGUAAAUCUACCAUUUAUCUCGGCGGAAAUCGGAAAACUUACUAAGCUUGACAUUAGCAGUUGUUCUCCUGAAGGAUUUGAGAUAUGGAAACAACGAUGGGACUCUGUUAUGACGAUUACUCGGUUUUAUGAACUCUCAAAUGAAACUCAAAAAGCUCUCUUUAUUAAUGUACUUAGUGAUGAUACUAUCAAACGAAUGAACAACUUAGGACAACAAGAUGUUCAAACUCUUAUUGAAUCUUUUAAACGCCAG